AUGGAUACCAUCAUGGAGAUGAACACCAAGAUAUCACCACCAGAGGAGGCCUCGGAAAGGCAACAGACCCCUCCUCCUCCUCCGCCACCCCGACACAACACUAUGACAACUAUCAUGAUAGGCUUUCUCAUGGUCUUCUCCAUCUUCAGCGUCGGCAGGGAGAUCAGAGACCAACUCUACCCACGUCCCCAAGCCAACAACAGGGUGAUCAACAAAGCAGAGUUGACAUCAUGGGGUCAAGCCCUCGAUGGGAUCGUCUCAGCAGAGACAGUCGAAGCCCUCGGAAGCGAUCCCAAGUUGAGGCGGACUCUGAUGUCCAUGGUAGACUUCACCGUCGACCUAUCAGAUACCCUCGCUGCUCGGUACGAGUCACCUCAACUGGAGGAGACGAAGCAGAUCCUGCAAGACUACAAGGAGAAGCUCAAGCGAAACCUCGAGGGUUUGGGAGACGACCUCGACAAGACCCACGACGAGGGCUCUAAACCGGUCAAACGACAAUUCCCCAGUUUGGGAGACCUCUUUAGCGCCGCCGCCGGUGCUGCGCCCGGUGCUGGUGGUGAAGGAGGCGGACCAAGCCCAACGAAUCCCCUUGGCCUCCCUGGCCUCCCAGGUGCUCCUGCUCCAGGCGGUGGUGCAGGAGGAGGUGGAGGCGGCUUGCCCGGUCUUCCAGGACUACCGGGAGCCGGAGGAGGAGGCGGUGGAGGAGGAGGAGGUAACCCUCUAGCCGGACUCCUCGGUGGCGGGGGCGGAAACGACACAGCAGGCGGCAUCCUCGCGCCUCUCCUUCAACCCCUCAAAGACGGCCUCAGCAACAUCGGCAACUCCCUCGUCCAGAACCUGAACGGGCCCGCGAUGUUCCUCGGUAUUGGCGUCGGAGCCGGCGCAGCCCAAGGCCUCAACCUCUCCUCCCAGGAGAGGACGAUGGAAGUCGCCGCCAAGGUGGCCGCGGACAACAAGAUGGAAGCCACGGGCCUCAAUCCAGCCAUCCAAAACCUCGGCGUCGGCUUGACGUCCACUCUGAUCGGCGCCGUCGACAUCAACAGCCUCGGAGCCAACGUGACCAACCAACUCCAACCCAUCGCCAUGUCCCUCGCAACAGGCCUCGGCAACGGCACGGUAGCAGGCCUCAAGCUCAACGCCAACGCCGCCCUGAGCCUCGAGCCCGUCAACGACUCCAGCAUCCCCAACGUCAUCGGCACCUUCGGCUUCGGGCUGACCAAGUCCGUCACCUCCAACAUCGACAUCAACUCCCUCUUCAACCAGGCCAACAACGCGAACACCACCCGCGCCAUCAUGCGCGUCCUCCCCGCCGCGGCCUCGGGCUUCGGCAAGGGCCUGGGCCAGGGCGCCACCGUCGGCCUCGGCCUGCAGCCCGACUCCGCCGUGCCGAUGCAGCAGAUGCCCGACGGGCAGAUCGACUUCGGCGGCAUCACGCAGACCUUCGCAAAGGGCCUGACGAGCAGCUUCCUGCAGAACGGCACCGCGACCGAGCUGGUCAACAAGAUCGGCAACUCGAUGAACAUGCAGAAGAACGGCGGCGGCAUCCCCAGCACCAUCGACUUCAACGGCCAGAAGAUCGAGGUCAGCCGCGUCGCGCAGGGCUUCGCGAGAGGGUUCCUGCAGGGCGCCGGUGAUGCCAUUCAGGGGAUGGGAGGCGUGCAGUCUCUCAUCCAGGGCAACGCCACCAUGCCCGCCAACGGCCUCCCGGACUCGAAGGUCCAGUACGACGACUCCCUCGGCGGCGCGGCGAGCGGUUUCGGCGUCGGCAUCGGAGGGCAGGGCGUCCUUGUCGUCUCGGCCCUCGUAGCGAAUCCCCAGGGCACGCCGAUGCCGCAGGCCGGAUCACCGGCCCAGCCCCAGGCCCCGGCAGCGACGCCGAGCACACCCGCGCAGCGCCGUGAGCUGGGUCUCGUCCCGCGACAAGACCCGAACCAGAACGUGCCGCCCGUGGUCUCGGUGAACACGACCAACGGCUUCAACCUCUCCGUCGUGAUCAACGCCCAGACGAUCUCCAUGGCGGCGCAGGCGGGCGUGAACGCCUUGACCUGCCAGGGCGUGGGCGGCAUCGGCUUGGUGAUGUUGGGUCUGGUCAGGAGCAAGACGAUACCUCUCGACGCCUUCACCAGCAAGGGCAACGUGACAAAGGUGCUGAAGCAGGCGAUUCCUUCCGGGACGAUCAAUCUUGCGAAUGACGGCAACUUCUACGCCAUUGACGGGCAGAUCAUCAAGGACGCGUUGGGCGACAACAUCAUUGGCGCGGCGAACGGGGUGGAGAUUAACGGGAUGAAACUCCCAGGAUGGAUUGCUUUCCUCGUUCUUCACAUCCUCUUCGCCAUCGUGGCCUACAUCAACGUCCUACCCCUGGCCAUCGGCCUCGAACACUUCCGCAACCUCAUGAUCCGGGUCAACGUGCCUCAGGUCCUACCCAACGUGCACAAGUGGAAUAACAUCAUGUGGCUGUUCAUCAUCGCACCGUCGUUGAUCGUGGUUCUCGUGUUCGGUGUUCUGGUCUUUGGACAGUCUACCCAUUUCCGGACCGCUCACGGGAUCAUCAGCCUCAUCACGACCCUCGUCGGAAUAGGCGCUCUCCUCCUCCACCUCGCAAUCAAAGCCCGCGCGCCCCCUCCCCUCCCCAACACCUCCCGCCCCGCGCCCGCGAUCCCCCUCACCGCGCUGCCCAACAUCAGGGUCUACGUCAACCAGCUCUUCCUCGUCCUCUCCUUCGCCUCGGUCAUCUCCGGCUUCGCGGACCUGUCCUCCGUGGCGCUGUGCUUCACGCAGGUCGUCCCGUUCGACCUGGCGCUGAUGCUCGGCUUCGGGCUGUCGACCGUCUUCGUCCUCGGCUCGACCGUGUCCGGGCUCGACAUCGCGCUCACGUUCAGAGCCGCCUUCAAGAGGAGGAAGGGCGACGCCUCUGCCGGCGCCGUGGAGAGCGGAAGAGGCGGCGUGAAAGGAGGCAGGAUAUCGCCGCCGAGGAGAAUCAGCGACGAGAAGGGCAAGAGUUUUGCCUGA
This is a messenger RNA of Colletotrichum karsti, 3012 nucleotides long. RefSeq lists its product as uncharacterized. The transcript is spliced from 3 exons. Bases 1 to 3012 code for a protein of 1003 amino acids. The record is from RefSeq and is a predicted model, not a curated record. Lineage: Eukaryota; Fungi; Ascomycota; Sordariomycetes; Glomerellales; Glomerellaceae.